This is a messenger RNA of Penaeus vannamei (Pacific white shrimp), 1933 nucleotides long. Lineage: Eukaryota; Metazoa; Arthropoda; Malacostraca; Decapoda; Penaeidae. The record is from RefSeq and is a predicted model, not a curated record.
UACACAGUAAGAGUACCAAAGUCCCUCAAAAAGAAAUACAAUGUGAUGCGAUUUCACACAGCCUUGGGGGUGGACUUCAAAACAUGGAAUCACACCAAGAUGGAGAGAGAGAACAACAUGAAGGAGUUCAAGAGCUUGGAUGAUGAGAUGCCCAAGUAUGGGGCAGGGUCUGAGUUCGGCCGUGACCAGAGAGAGGAGGCAAGGCGAAAGAAAUAUGGCAUCCACAUGAAGAAAUACCGACCAGAAGACCAGCCAUGGAUCCUCCAUGUUGGUGGAAAGAAUGGAAAAAGUGGAUAUAAAGGAAUCAGAGAAGGUGGUGUCUCGGAGAACUCCUCGUGGUAUGUGUUUAUGCAGGGUAAAGAUGGGGCCUUUGAAGCGUACCCUGUCGAAGAGUGGUAUAAGUUCAGUCUUGUUCCUAGGUACAAGGCCCUCAAUGCAGAGGAAGCAGAAAAGGAGUUUGAAAGGCGCGACAAAAUUAUGAACUACUUCUCAGUGAUGUACCAGAAGAAACUUAAGAAAGAUGGAGGAGAGGAAGGAGAGGAAGGAGAAGAGGCCACAAAGAAGAAGGGAUCCUCAAGCAAGAACUUGAGACUGUCAGAAAUGGAUGAUUGGAUGUCUGAUGAUGAGUCAGGGAGCAAUGAAGAAAUUGAUGAAGAGGAACGGGAAAUGCAAAAGAAGAAGAGAAAGUUCAGUCCAAAGGCAGACACCAACAUGGGGAAGAAGAAGAAGAAUCCAGAUGGAGACAGUGAAGAAGAUUGCCUGGAGGAGAGUGAUGAAUACAAUGAUGGGGCUGAGCACGAUUAUAUCUCAAGUGAUUCUUCAGACUCUGAAGCUGCAAAUGAUGAGGUUGUCACCAAGGAGUUGGCAGGAGUUGAUGAAGCAGAUGCCCUGAGGAAACUCCUAGGCUCUGAAGAUGAGGAAGAGGAGGAGAAGGAGAAGGAGAAAGAGGAGGAGGAUGAGGAGAAAAAGGAAGGGGAGGAGAAGGAGGAGAAGGAGAAGAAAAAGAAGAAGAAGAAGAAAAAGGAUAAGAAGAAAGAUCAAGAUAUUUUACUGUCAAGUAGGAUAGAGCAAUGCAUUACAGAGCUGAGAUUGGAAACUAUUACAUGGCAGUGCUUACAGUAUUGGCAAGCAGACUCUGAUGCCAAGACCUCUGACACCAGUGAUGACGAAAAGAAGAAGAAAAAGAAGGAUAAAGAUGAUAAGAUGUCUGACAAGGACAAAAAUGAAGAGGAUGGGACUGGCAAGCGUAAAUUGGGGAAAUCGGGCACAUCAGAUAGCCUUGCCAAGAAGGCUCGCUCUGACAUCCCAACACCUGGGUCUUCCACUCCCUUGGUGGCCCCUGGCAGUGACAGUGGUGUAACAGAGGAAGCUAUCAGACGAUACCUGAUGCGCAGACCCAUGACCACAACUGAGCUCCUCCAGAAAUUCAAACUUAAGAAGAAGACAGGCCUGAGCUCCGACCAACUUGUCCAGGCCAUUGCCCAUAUCCUGAAGCGCAUCAACCCAAUAAAACAGAUGGUGACUGGGAAAAUGUAUCUGUCACUGAAGCAAUAGGCCUUAUUCCGAUGAUUUCUUUUUAGUUCUUUUUCUCCACUAAUAUGCGAUAAUGCUGGUUUGUGAUGAACGAAUGGUUAUUAUUUUAUAUUCUUGUUUAGAUUAUACACAAGUUUUUUGAUGCUGACUACAUACUGCAUGAAGUUAGGCCAAAUGAAUUAUAUUUCUUAUUUUGCAAUGUAGAGGUAUUGUUACUGCCUCUUCCAUAUAUUUAUAUAAAUAUAUAUAGCCAUUCAGUAGUAAUGUUACCAUCCAGUACAGGGCAUGAUUGACAUUAUAUUCCAUUUGUGAGUGAGCAGUGUAAAUGUGAUUUUAUUUUAAAUGAUAACACCCUUUAUGUAUGACAUUGUAUAAAAGUAAUAAAAUACUGAACAUAAAA